GGUAUGCGCAUGCUCAGACUAACGGAAGAAGACGCUGCGGAUCGGGUAGGCGGAUCGGGCAGGCUCGUUUCUCGAGCACGGACAGGCUCUGUUGAGGAUUGACAGACAGUAGCCCGCUUCGCUUCUCUCCCGGUGCAGUUAGCCCUCUGUGUCCCCGCUCCCUUUGAAUGGUGCAACGGCUCUUUUCUGGGAUGCGAUCAUCGUAAAAGCCGAGCGGUUGAAAGAAAGCCAACGCACGUUGCCAGGGGACCUAAUACGGUGAGUGAGAGAGAGCCAGGAGCAGUGUGACGCAGUCAUGGAGCCCCACAGACAGAGGGCACUCUCCACGUCAGGAGAAUCACUGUAUGCUGUGCUCGGAGUGGACAAGAAUGCCACCCCUGAAGACAUCAAGAAGUGCUACCGAAAGUUGGCAUUGAAGUUUCACCCAGACAAGAACCCUGACAACCCCGAGGCAGCAGACAAGUUUAAAGAGAUCAACAAUGCCCACUCCAUCCUGUCAGACGCCACCAAGAAGAACAUCUACGACAAGUACGGCUCCUUGGGGCUGUACGUGGCUGAGCAGUUUGGAGAGGAGAACGUCAACACCUACUUUGUCCUGUCCAGCUGGUGGGCCAAGGGCUUGUUUCUGUUCUGCUGCCUGGCCACAGGCUGCUACUGCUGCUGCUGCCUGUGCUGCUGCUGUAACUGCUGCUGUGGGAAGUGUAAACCACGGCCGCCCAUGGAGCAGGAGCCCGACUUCUACGUGUCCCCCGAGGACCUGGAGGCACAGAUGGCAGCCGACGAGAGAGACGGGGACCCUAUAGUGAUGCAGCCAUCCUCAGCCACAGAAACCACUCAGCUCACCUCGGACGCCCACCAAAGCUACCGAACCGACGGUUACUAACACCUAUGGGCACCAGACCACCACCUCCGGGUACCCGAUCACCCUGGGUUACCCGACCACCCUGGGUAUCCGAGCCUCUACAACCACAUGGGACACAGCUACUGAAGGAAGCAUUAAAGUCUGAGGGACCAUGAUCCAAUUUUUAGCACCCCGUUUUAAUUUAACUGAAGCCAUUCACUUCUUCACACACCAGCAAUCACACACGCACAUACCUGGGUAGUUAUUUGAAUUUUAGGUUAAGAGGAGAAAGAAAAAAAGCAAUUAGUGUUGUAAUUUAGCUUGAUAUUUUAUGUAUUGAGUGUGUUAUAACAUUUUUGGUGCAUUUUUCAUGUAACAAUGUAAAAUCUGUUUUUCCCCAGUCCUGAUAUAUUGUAUAAACAAAAUUAGACCGCUGUGUGCUGUCUGCAUCAAAAUUUUUAUAGCAUCUUAUGGUGUGCUGUUAGCAUGCUAGUUGUUGUUAGCGUUACCAUGGCAACAACUUUGCUCUGACCUCUGUGGUGAAUAAUUAUGUACUAGGAAUGAUGCAAGUGUUAGGAAUGUGAAGAAUAAGUUUGGAGACAAACUGUUUAAAAAUGAACUAGUUCUGUUUUUUUUACAUUUACAGCACCUUUAACAGCACAGUGUUGUAGGUCACUUUAUACAAGUGAUUUCCAAAUCCAAAUGAAGUCCAGUGUUUAAAUAGCAUCUGUUAGUGUCAUGUUGGCAGUAGUCUUGCUGUUGUUAUGACAUUUCAAAAGACUUCACUUCAUACUGUUGCCAGAAGAGGGCAUGAAAACCCCUGCCAAUUUUUAUUUACUUUUCUUCAUAGUUAUAAAAUGAAUUUAAAGUUGACAAAGCAAAAUAUGUCCUCUCUAACAGCCAAUGAUAACAGCCGUUUUUGUGCUGUAUCUGUCCAAUAGUGUUUUUUGAUAGAAGACCUGUGUAGCCCCAUUUCCAAAUUAUCUGAGGAGCGCUUGAAUGCAUCAUGAGCUCGCUGCGUCUCAGUGGUAGUUCCCAUGUGAAGACAGGAAUGGGGUCAGUCAUUUGCAUGUAAAGUACAUAGGACCUGGCUCUCCCCGCAGCCCUGAGGCCCCUCGCAGUAAUGAUUAAAGAUCACAGUUCAAGUGCUGCUUCAUGCCAGAUCCUUCACAUGUUUGCGUACUUCUCACUCAGCUAGGCCGUGAUGAAUUGGAUUUGUCUAGACUGCAAAGGUUGGUGUAUACAUAUAAGUUCUAAGAUAAAUCAGUUCAAUUUAGUUUCAGUGUUUUAUAUAGCGCUGCACUAUCAAAAUUCAAAAGUUUGGGUGUCAUUUUUCAUUUGAUGUUUUUACAGGUUGUAGGUUCUUACUGAAGGCAUCAAAACUAUGAAUGUAGUAAAAAAAACUCAAAGAUUCUUCAAAAUAACCUUGACCCUUUGGAUUGAUCACUGCUUUGCACAGUGAACAAGGCACUCCUGUGAUGUGAAAACCAUUUCAGGAGUAGCUUCAUAUAGCCCAUUGAGAGAAGGCAGCACUGGUUUGUAGUACUGUCAAAAAAGAAAAGGGCGACUACUAGGAAUUUUGAGAAAAUUGUAAAACAUAUUUAGAAUUAUUAAGAAAAAAGUCUUUGCUGCAUAAUUCCAAAAAUCUUGCUUUACGUAUUUGGCUUCUUCAGUAUGUAUCUGCAAUGUGUAAUGCUGUAAACACACACACACACACACACACACACACACAAAAAACCAAAACAUCCAACCAAAUCAUCCAAUGACUCAGUUUUGGAUUUAUUCAAUUUUGACUAAUUGUUUGAAACCUUUGCUGUACUAAAGUUCUAUGUUCCAUUAGAUGCAUUAAGAGUGCCAACAUCACGCCAAUACUGAACCUUGCAAACAUGUCAGAAAAUUGUUUUUGAAUGCACUGCCAAUAUUUUUUAGCUUGACUUAUUUAUGUUGCCAUUCUUUAAACACUCACGAAACCCAAAUGAAUGACCCUGUAUUUCAACGGGAGCAGACCCUCUUGUAUGCAAGCAUGUAGUCGGCUGCUGUGACUUUUGAAAUCAAGAUGUUUUUUUGUUUUUAUUCCUAGCUGGUUUGAAAACUUAAUGUCAUACUGUUUACUAGGGCUGAGUAAUCUGACAACCACGUCUCACUAUUUUUGUAAUUUUGUCUCAAAGUAGAUGAACAUAGAUUUUAAUAUUACUUUACUGAACAUAAACUGUAAAGACAUUUCACACAAAUAUUUCCCAAAUUUCUUCCACCAGCUCUAAGCCUUUUAAGCUAAUCAUUGAUAAUUAGAAAUGCUCAAGUCUUAAUUGUACUCCCCACUAUAAGUACCAUAAGAAUUUGCUUAAAAUCUAUAGACUGUUCAAUUGCAAAUGGUUGAACACCUUUAUUCAGACUUGAACCAUAGUUGCCAAGCCCCUUCGUUAUAGUGACUUUGAGCUUACUUUUUUGGAAAGUCGCUUACCGCUGUAGUACAUGGAACUGGCCAAUUCUCCAAGAAACUUCAGGGCCACAAAAAAAUUGGUCUGAGGGCUGUCAAAUUUAUUUUUCUGUUUGCAAAAAUGUCUAAACUUUUUCUUCUUUCUCCUCUUUUAUAGCCAAACCCACUGUCAUUCAACCACACACACUAUGCCCACAAACUAACUGAGCCCCCUUUAUUCUUGCUUGUUUUUAGUUUUUGAAUUGUUUUGUGUCGCGGUAAAGUGCUGUAAAUGUUGUGUAAACCAUAUGUUUUAGUUUUCACUGUAUUUCUGUUUGAAAAAAAUGAAUAGUUUACCAUCUUUUAUUUAUGUUUGUUGAGAAAUGUCCAAAGUCUUACAAUCAGUUCACAUACAAUCAGUUCACAUUAAACGAGGAAAUGUGGACAUGUUUUAGAUUUUUUCUUCUAUGUUUUAUGCAAAAAAUACAGUUUUGUCAAUAUUUUUUCAGUCCCAUUAUUUUAUCAAAUAUUUGUACAUAUCAUGAGAGAGUGCAAUAAGAGCUUUAACAAGUCUCUUCUAUGCCUUCCUUCACUACAUUUGAAAGAAGAAAAAAAACAUUUCUUGCAUAAAUAAAUGGUUUGGAUUUGUGAUUAAGAUUAAUUUAAUGAGACAGUUCAGUUUUGGCAGAAUUAAAAGUAUUAGAGGUGCGCCACUCCUUCAGCUAGCUAGUUCUGACCAAACCUAGUUUAAUAAAUGGGGAUAACAAAACUGAGUACUAUCCACACUUAAGGUACACUUUAUUGUCCUUGUAGGGACAUUUGUCCACUGCUUUUGACCCACGUUUCAAUGCCACUAGAGCAUCUCCUCAGGAGCAGUGAGAUCCAUGUUCGCAUACUGAGCUAGUCUUGGUCAGGACUACCUUAGCUGGAGUAUUUGACAUAUUGUGCAUGUUUUGGGUCGAUGAGGAAACCAGACUGAGGAGAAACAAGCAACCUCUACACAGAGAGGCCUGGUCAACCUGGGAGUCAAACCUAGAACCUUCUUGCUAUAAAGCGAGAGUACUAACCACUCCUCACCUCAUAUUGGGAUAGGUCACUUUGCCCUCCUGGUUCCCUCAUAAACCUAAAAUAUGCAAACUCCACACAGAGCUGCAACUAAUGAUUAUUUUUCUAACCUGGCUCCUAUUCUUUUGAUUGUUUGAUCAGUUGUUUAGGAGGUUGUGAUGUCAUUUUGAUGUGAUUCUUGUCCUAAAAGCUCUUCUCCCAGCUCAUGGCAUGGUUUUGUAGUCUGUGUACAGUCUAGAUAAUGAUUAUCAAUAAUUGAUUAGUUGGAAGCCAUAAAAAAAUACAUUUAAAAUAUACCUCAAAAAAUAUAUUGGUUGUGAUUAAUUGGUUAAUUUGUUUCAUCCCCAACUUUACAGAGCUCUGUGAACAGGACUGUCGAACUUUUGUGCUCAAAUUGUUCAAAUCAAAAUGAAUAUAAUAUUAAAACUAUUUGCAGGUAUCCAUCUAACUGGUUGGUAAUGUGUGCUUCAAAUGGAUUACCUUCUGUCCAGCAACUUCUGUUGCCAGUAUUAUUACUCUUAAACUGAACUGUCCCUUCAAAAGUUUGUCUUCUUUCUUUCCAUCUCAACACACAUCUUCCGCCCUAUUGUUGAUGUCACAGUGUCAAAUCCAAAUCUCAUUUUUUUACUCUAUGAUUUCUCUGUAUUGACCAAACGUGAAUGAAUGCAGCGUGGAAUACAAGACUGGACUGGACAAGUGCUACUAUUCUAGGAUCUAAAACGCUGACAAUAAUUAAAUACAAAAUGAUGUAUGUGUGAAUAUAGCAACCAGAUGAUAUUCAAGCAUUAUUUUAUUUAUUUUCUUAUCUUUUUAUUGAUUGAAAAUUAGAUUGUUGAGCAGGAGGAUAGGAGUGCCGUAAAGGGCAGUAAAUACUAGUUUUUUGUCUUUAGCAUGGACUGUGUCGCGUCUGUCACAAGGGCGCAUGGAUAAAUGAAUAUCUGAUGUUGUAAAAUAAAUGUUUCUCAUUCUUCAA
Messenger RNA from Periophthalmus magnuspinnatus, 5295 nucleotides. It is a transcript of the gene dnajc5ab, whose product is annotated as DnaJ (Hsp40) homolog, subfamily C, member 5ab. Gene Ontology annotation, cellular component: membrane; intracellular membrane-bounded organelle; presynapse. Bases 296 to 883 code for a protein of 195 amino acids. NCBI's taxonomy places the organism in Eukaryota, Metazoa, Chordata, Actinopteri, Gobiiformes, Gobiidae. The transcript has 5 exons. The record is from RefSeq and is a predicted model, not a curated record. Gene Ontology annotation, biological process: regulation of synaptic vesicle cycle.